AUGGGUGACCUCUUGUAUGCAUUGCUCGACGUUUUAAUUCAGUGGACUAUAGCUGUUGACAAGGCUGCACGUUGCUCUCUAGUCACAGAUUAUGAAGCCUUGAAACUGAAUCGCCUGCAGUUCUUAAGUGUUGGUGGCAAAUUGGCGGGCUGCGUCGGUUUAACUGAUUCAACAAUGAAAUGUUCCGAUUACUGUCGUGGAUUGCUUGUUGUGUCAAAUGUCACUCGAUAUUGGUGUUGUCGAAAUAGUGAGGUGCCACCGCUGCUGCUUUUGACUAGUUCUGCCUUUCCGGUGCUCACGAUUCGUGGCAGUAUUUCAAUUAUGUUCAAUCCAUCACUCACAUCCAAUAUUCACUUCAUUUGGCGAAAGCAUUCACCUCGUUCAGCAUCAUAUCGAAAUGUGGGAAGUACUGCAAUUGGAAAUGCAGAAGCACUUGUUUUGCACUUCAUUCAAAAUAUGCACAUGGCUAUUAUUUUGUGCUAUAAUGCUCAAUUAUCAUUUAAAGAGCAAGUAAAUGAUUUGUUACUUAAAGUUGAAUACGAUUAUGACCUUGCAGUUUUGGGGACGUUAAUAAUUUUACUAAGGAUUUUGUAUUCAGAAGCAAUUUAUUUAGAAGGCAUGAAAGAUGAUGCGAGCAAGAAGUGUUGUGUACCUCAAAAAUGUGAAAUACAUAAGAGAAAAUUAGUGCGCACCACGAUAAUACCUUAA
Messenger RNA from Echinococcus granulosus, 708 nucleotides. RefSeq lists its product as hypothetical. Lineage: Eukaryota; Metazoa; Platyhelminthes; Cestoda; Cyclophyllidea; Taeniidae. The transcript is spliced from 5 exons. The coding region runs from base 1 to 708 and encodes 235 amino acids. The record is from RefSeq and is a predicted model, not a curated record.